Molecule: messenger RNA, 15872 nt
Organism: Tachyglossus aculeatus (Australian echidna)
Lineage: Eukaryota; Metazoa; Chordata; Mammalia; Monotremata; Tachyglossidae
Gene: HYDIN
Product: HYDIN axonemal central pair apparatus protein
Exons: 87
Coding region: 94-15534 (5146 amino acids)
Biological process (GO): axonemal central apparatus assembly; cilium movement
Cellular component (GO): axoneme
Source: RefSeq, a predicted model, not a curated record
GAGUUGGCCGCGAAAAGAGUGGGAAUCAACAUCCUUGAGAGCUGCUGACGGAAGCAAGGGAGUCCGUCAAUCGAGUUAAGAAAUUGACUCCAAAUGACAACUGGCAAGAUACGGGGAGCUCUGGGGACCAUCCAGACGGGGGGCCUCAGAAUGACCGAAAGUUUACAGAGUAAGGUGGUGGCACCGCGUAACCCCAAGCUGGUCACGGAAAAAGAAGUCUCCCGAAUGCUGACUCCUUCCGAGUUUCUGAAAGAGAUGUCCCUCACCACAGAGCAGAAACUGGCCGCUACUCACGUCAUGUGCCGACCCCAGAUUGUUGAGCUUUUAGAUAUGGCGGAAACGACCCAUCAAAAGUUCUCAGGUGUCGACCUGGAUCAGACAUUAUUCCAGCCCUUUCCGUCCGAGGUGAUAUUUCAGAACUACACUCCCUGCGAGGUUUAUGAAGUACCACUGAUUCUGAGGAACAGUGAUAAAAUUCCCCGUUUGGUGAAAAUUACCCAAGAAAGCUCUCCAUAUUUUACAGUGAUUAGCCCCAAUGAUAUUGGUCAUAAAGUAGCACCGGGGGUAACGUCUACGUUCCGGAUACUUUUCACUCCCGAGGAGAACAAGGAUUACUCUCAUGAGCUGACUUGUGUCACCGAAAGGGAAAAGUUCAUUGUACCUAUCAAAGCUAGGGGUGCCCGGGCAAUUCUGGACUUUCCCGACCAGCUGAAUUUCUCCACCUGCCCUGUCAAGUACAACACUCAGAAGACUCUGCUAAUACGGAACAUUGGCAAUAGGGAGGCUCGAUUUCAAAUCAAAACUCAGAGCCCUUUCUCCGCAGAACCGUCUGAUGGGAUCCUUCAAGUCGGGGAGUCCAUGCAGCUGAUGGUGGAGUUUGAACCGCAGCACAUUGGCAAUCAUAACGAAAACCUGAUAGUGCACUAUGACACAGGGGAAGAUAUUUACGUCACUUUAUAUGGAGCUGCCUCAGAUGUCAACAUUAGGCUGGAUAAGAAUUCUUUGACCAUCGAGAAAACCUAUAUAUCUAUGGCCAAUCAGAGGACUGUAACCAUUCACAACCGAAGCAAUAUCAUUACACACUUCCAGUGGAAGAUAUUUGCCACUCAAGAAGAGGAGGAUGAAGAAAAACAAAGGCUUUGUGCUGAUCUGUCUUGGGAAGAAGAAAAGGAGACUGAUCAAUUUCUGGAAGAGUGCAACGUAGACCCUUCGCUCCGGGAACGUCUUUCCAUUCUCUCGCGCACUUUUGAGAAUCACAGGAAGAUGGUGCAGGGAGAUGCCAUGCUGUUCUUAGAUAACAUUUUUGUCGUGGAACCACUGGAAGGAGAUGUUUGGCCCAAUUCCACAGCUGAAAUCAAUGUGAUCUUCAAUCCUCGAGAAGCCAAGAUUUAUCAACGGACGGUUUACUGUAACAUUUCAGGCCGUGAGACCCGGCUGCCCCUCCGCAUCAAAGGAGAAGGAAUGGGGCCUAAAACCCUCUUCAAUUUUGACAUGUUGGAUAUUGGGAAGGCCUUCGUGGGGUCGAAGCACAGUUAUGAGGCAAUUUUAUCCAACAAGGGAGGCAUCGAUGCUCUCUUUAAUUUGAUCCCUCCAUCUACUGCAUUGGGCUCCUGUUUCACCUUUAACCCCAAUGAAGGCAUCAUCGAACCAGGUGGGGUUCAGGCCAUCCAGAUUUCCUUCAGUUCUGCCAUCCUGGGAGAGUUUAAAGAACAUUUCCUAUUCAAUGUGAAUGGAUCCCCUGAGCCUGUGAAAUUGACAAUUAGAGGGUGUGUUAUUGGACCAACUUUCCAUUUCAAUGUGCCAGCUUUGCAUUUUGGAGAUGUGUCCUUUGGGUUUCCUCGUACCUUGAUGUGCUCCCUCAAUAACACCUCCUUGGUCCCUAUGACCUUCAAACUCCGUGUCCCUGGAGACGGCCUCGGGGAGCCAAGUGUUCCAAGUCGCAGUCAGAUCCUGGACAUUACAAGAUCCUCGUGGAAAAACGGAAGCCCAGCAGCCAACAAGCCACAAGAGUUUUCCAUUAAUCCCAGUUCUGGCACUAUCCGCUCUCAAGGAUUUGCUGCUAUCCGGGUGACUCUGUGCUCCAACACUGUGAAGAAAUAUGAACUGGCCCUGGUGGUGGAUGUGGACGGCAUCGGAGAGGAAGUACUGGCCCUCCUUAUCACAGCCAGGUGCACCGUACCUGUGCUCCAAGUAGCGAACCCAGAUAUCAGGUUUGGCCGCUGUUUCCUCAAUUACCCUUAUGAGAAGAUGGUGCAGCUUGUCAAUACCGAUGACCUCCCAGGAUGCUAUGGUGUACUUCCACAGGAGUGCAACAAAAAGCCCAUGGUGCUCUUUUCAAGCCCUUCUCCUUGUGGCGUGAUCGGCCCCCAUUCCACUGUGGAUAUACCCGUGACUCUGGAAACCCAGAUUCCUGGAGAAUUCCUCACCACUGCUUACAUUGCCACAUUUGGGAGCAAGGAACCCCCACUGGCAGUUCAUUUGAAGAGCACCGGAGAAGGUCCAGUGGUCUACGUGCACCCAGCCCAAAUCAAUUUUGGCAGUAUCUAUGUGUUAAAGGAUGUCUCCAGGACCCUCCAGCUAUCAAAUCAGUCCUUCAUCCCUGCUCGUUUUCAGGCGCAGAUGGCUCAUGGUCACUCCUUAUGGCGGAUCGAGCCGAGUGAAGGCGUGGUGCCCCCAGAGACAGAAAUCCUGCUAACUCUGAUAGCCCAUUUGGAUGACACCUUGAAGUUCCACGACACUAUCAUCUUGGUCAUAGAAAACAGCAACACAUAUAAAAUUCCUGUCCAGGCCUUAGGAAUCGGCACCACGAUCGUUACAGAUAAGCCUUUUGCGCCAGCCCUCGACCUGGGAGCGCAUUUCAGUGUGGAUCCCUGUCGCUACCGCUUCAAGAUAACUAACGUAGGACGCCGCACCCACCAAUUAUACUGGAUGACGGAAGGUUUCUCUCGUUAUCAGAAGAGGGACCGCAACUUAGGGCAUGCCGAUGGCAAAUCUUCAUCCCAUCUCCAAGAAAACAACUCGCCGGUAUUCAAGCUUCAUCCUAUCAGGAUGGAGAUGAUUCCGGGCAAGACUGUCGACAUGCUCCUGGAAGGAUAUUCUGCUACUCCAAGGGUAGUCAAGGAAAGGCUGCUUUGCCAUGCCAUUAUAGGAAAGAAGACUGGCAAGGAGCAGAUCAUGGCAGUGGAUAUCACUUGUGAAUUUAUUGCCCCCCUUCUCCAACUUUCAGCCAAGCACCUUAAUUUUCACGUAGAGAAGAAUCCUCAGGAUGUCCUGGCCGCUGAAUUCCAGCCCCUCGCCCUAAAGAACAUUUCAUCCUUGCCCCUGAGUGUGUGCCUUUUAGUAAAAGAGCCCUUCUUCCUCUGCGACGUCGAUCAGUCCCUUCUCCCCUCGGCUCCUCAGCCUAUUAAACUGGAUAUGGGGGCAGAAAAGGAGCUGUCCAUCAAAUUUGACCCUUCGUACAAAAGGGAUUUGAACACUAGAGUCGCCGAGGAAGACCUGAUGAUCACCUAUCUGGAACACCCCCAUGUGGACUACCUGACUUUGAGAGCAGAGGUGCACUUCCCAAACUUAUCCUUCCAGACCUUGAAUUUGGAUUUUGGCUGCAUCCUGAAUGACACCGAGGUGAUCCGUUACGUUGAAAUGACCAACUGCAGCCCACUGCUUGUGAAGUACCGUUGGUCCUUCCUCCUGGAUAACUACGAAAAGCAGAUAAGGUUUGCCACCAGGACACGGAAGCCGUACGGUGCCCCUUUGCCAUCGAAGUCGACAGAACCCCAGGAAGAAGCACAAAUAGACUUGCCGCAGGUUGACUCUGAAGACUUUAUUGGAGAGUACAUUGUGAGGAAAAGUGAUGAAGAUGAGGAUGACAUUGAAAAGUCCUGUGUGCAGCCAACAGUGAAUGUGAUCGCCUCAGAAGAACAGCCUUUGAAAACCAACACUACAGAAGAGGAAAGGAUUAUUCAGAACCAGAGUCCUGUGGAGUACCAAGAGUCUGUUUUGGUCAUGGACCAGGAUGAUGCCAAUUCCACAGGGGUAGAAGAAGUGUUCGACAUUUUACCUCUCUACGGAGUGCUGCAGCCGAACAAGACCCAGCAAAUGUCCUUCACCUUCUAUGGCCACUCUGACAUCAUUGCUGAAGUGAAAGCCCUGUGCGAGGUGGAGGGAGGCCCCACUUAUGAGAUCAUGCUGAGAGGGGAAGCCUCACUGGUCAGCUAUUCCUUCGACACAAAGGAAAUUAACUUUGGACUACAGCUGUUUGAUCACAUCAUUGAAGCUGAAAUCACAUUGAAGAAUACAGGCAAAGUUGGCUUUGAAUUCAAUGUGCUGAACACUAGCCAGGCUUCUCCAGAUAAUCCUCCUCCUGGAAUGCCGCUCAUCUUGCCUCCAUCUGGGUUCAUUGAAUCUGAAAAAGAACAGAUAUUGAAGCUUUACUACCUCCCUGGAGUGCCUGAAGUGUUUGAGAGGCAUUUCCAGGUUCAGAUAGCCCACUUAGAACCAGAGGACAUUGCCAUCUUUGGAGAAGGGAUCUUCCCCAGGAUUUGUAUGGAUCUUCCACGCAAUAUCAAAGGAAAUGAAAAAUAUGAAGCAGUCCUAAGGAAGGCAAGAAGAAAAGUGGAACAAGAUUUGGGCAGGGAUGAAGGAGUCAACAGUCCAGGCGCCGUGACUGGAGAGGCACCUAUGGAAGAUUCCUUUCCCAUGUUCGAUGGCCUGCUUUAUAUGGAGGUGGAACGGCUGAUCAUCCAGGAGCAUGCCCUAGAGCAACAGAAACCGAUCUUGCGGGAUCCCGUAGAGAAUUCUCCCCAGAGCCACCGAGUUUGCCGAAAGCUCGUCAAAGCUCAGCUGCCCGAGUACAUUCUGGAUUUCGGCUACAUCAUUCUUGGGAAUAUCCUGACCCACAUUGUCAAGAUCACAAACACCAGCCAGUUCCCUGUGUCCUUCCAGGCAGUGAGGCGGGUCCUGCAUGACACAGGCUUCAGUACAGAGUUGGACCGGGUGAAGAACCUGCCGUAUUGUGAAACGGAAACGUUUGAAGUGAAAUUUGAUCCCCAAAGUGCCAACCUUCCUGUUGGAUGUACAGAAGUUCUUCUGCCUAUCAAGGUAGUGGGUGGGCCGACAUUUCACAUCUGCCUUCGUGCCAAGGUCACCGUCCCAUCUCUCUCCAUGUCUUGCGAUAAACUGGAAUUUGCCACAGCUCAGUGUGGGCAGUGUCAGGUGGAAACCAUCCAACUUCACAACCAAAUGCCGGUUACCUGUGAAUGGUGUGUCGGCACCAGUAAGAAGGCAAAGAAGGAAGAAAAAUAUAUGCCGGUGUACCUUCGGCGAAAGCUCAAAGCUGAAUUAAAGCCAAAGUCACGGAUCUUUGAGAUGAUUCCACCUUCUGGAGUUCUUGAUCCUGGAGAGCGAAUCAAUGUGCAGGUCAAAUUCAUGCCAGCGGAAGAGAAAUUCUACAGCCAGUAUCUGGAGGUUCACAUUUUCCAGAGUAAUCAACGCCUCACACUGUGGGUUCAGGGCCACGGUUUAGAACCGCGCCUGGAUUUUAACCCUCUGGUGCUAGAGUUGGGGCCUCUCAUGCCAUACAGUGUCGGCGACGAGGCAGAGUUUGUUGUGAAGAAUCCUUGCAACUUUCCCAUUGAGUUUUACUCACUUGAAUUCGACCAGCAGUAUGUUGAAGAAGAGAAGAUUCUGCGCAAGCUGAAGGGCUAUGACUCCUAUAAUACCCUGCUGCUACCACCUCGCCUGCCCGGGGAAAAAUUGCCACCAGAAGUGCUGGAAUAUUACGAGGAGCAGAAAAGGUUUUUAGAGGAGCAGGCAAAGACCAGGAUGUUGGAGACUCUCAAUCAAGACAAUGAGGAAGAAGAAUUAUCCUCCUUCGAUCAGUUAUCCAAGCGGACCUCUCUCGCUGUGACAGCAACUGCUGCCUCCAACUCCGAAGAAAACCAUCUGACCACAAUCUAUAUGAAACUUGAACCGGAGGAAGAAGAGGAAAAUGGAAACCUGGACAGAGGAGUCUUCCAAGCCUCCGAAAAGAAGCAAAGCAUAGACAGCCACUUUGUGGAGGAAGUGGGAGAACUGGAAAGUAACCCUGUCAGCAAAGCUGUGGCCCGCCACCUGGGCAUUGAUAUUUCUCCUGAAGGCCGGGCUGCCAGAAACCGCAGAGGCAUCGCUCUUAUAAUAUACGGGGCACCUCUAUCAGGGAAGACUAUGGCUGCUGUGACCCUUGCAAAGAGCUACUCGGCUGCCUGCUUAACUAUUGAUUCAGUCGUCUUAGAAGCCAUCUCAGAUGGAACCACCGCCUCAGGGCUCCGGGCCCGGGAACUCUGUCUGAGAGCAGCCCUGGAGCAGAACCAGCGGGAGACUGAGGAAAAUGGCCAGCUUCCGGACGCCAAUUUGUUACAAACCCCUGUCGGGGUGACAAGACUGAGCACCGAGGCCUUGGCCAAACAUACCUCAGAAGGGACGCUGUUAUCUUCCGAAAUCAAAACUAUCCCCCAGUCUGCCACUUCCAGAGGCAUGCGGGGAAGCGUGCUUGCAGGGAAGGGAAAAUCAGAUGGCCAUGUUUCCCAGCCACAGAAGAUGCAACAUCAGCAACAUCAAUCCGAUGCUACGGGAUCACUGGUGGCAUCCAGUCCCAUCCCCAGUGGACCUGCCCAGCAGCACCUUAGUGUUAGUGUGAGCUUGGGAGGAGAGACAGGGCUGAUGAGCUGUGUGUUUCCUGAGGAAUUACUUGUGGACAUCCUGGCCGAAAGGAUGCAGCUUAGUGACUGCUAUCGGGGAGUGGUGUUUGAUGGACUAGAGACUCUGUUUGCCCGGAAUGUAUCCUCUGCUCUCCUCUGCUUGCUCAAAGCUAUAAACAACCGGGAGCACAUCUACUUUGUCAACCUCUUUCAGGAUUUUGUCGUCAUGAAGGCUCGGGAGAAAGCCAAGAAAGAUCAAGAAGAGUGGAAACAACAAGAAAACCUUGCAAAGGAGAAAGCUCGUCUCCAGGAGUUGGAUGAGGAGGAGUAUGAUGCGUUGACCGAGGAACAGAAAAUUCAGUUCGACAAUGAUUUGCUGCUGGCCCUCCGGGAACGGAAAAAGAAGGAGUUGGAGAAACUGGCCCGGGAACUCCAGGAGAAGAAACUUCAGCAGGAGCUAGAAAGGCAACGAGAGGAAGAAGAGAUGAAAAAAAAGAGCAAGAAAAAUAAGCGAGAGUCUGGAAAGGAAGACUCAGGAAAGAAAAGUCAGCAAGGAAAUCGGCAGCCUGCCAACCUAAAUCCUACUACCAAAUCAGACAUCAAGUUGGAUGGAGGAUUAGAAAGAAAAGUAUCAGUAAGAGAUCAAACCUCGAGUGAGAAGGAUGACGCGUUCAAGAGGAGAAAGAGCAAGCACUACGUGGCAGAAAUAGCCCAGCUUUUGCAUCAACCAACCGGGGACACGGAGGAAGCUGAAAAGGAUUUAGCUUGGGAAAAUGAUAGACAGUUGGCCCAGAAGUUUAAGGUGUAUGAAUCGGGCUUGAAAGAUGUCAUGCAAAUCCUCACCAGCUGGGACCGGCUCCAGUGUGUUCAGCUUCAGCCUUCCUCGGGGGAGGAGGCCCAGCACGAACUCGAAGACCAGCGGCAGGCACCAUCCGGACGGAAAGGGCGGAAAGACCGAGAGAAGGAGCGCUUGGAAAAAAUGGAGAAGGAGAGAGUCGAGAAAGAGCGCCUAGAGAAAGAGAAGGCUGAGAAGGAGCGUCUGGAGAAGCUGAAGACAAUGGAAGACAAGAUUGAAGGGGGAGAGGGAGAGGGAGAAGAUGACCAAGAAGGGAAGAGGGAAUCUGGGGUGCCAUUCUUGGACUUCCAAAUAUUGGCUACGGAUGACUUCAGUUGGAAGCAGGUUCUGGAGUGUGACAAGCUGCCAGCUGUGGAGCAGAUCCUGGAUGCAUUGGGCUUGGGUCCGUCGGGGCCCCCCAUCCCUCCUCCUGCCUUGUUCUCAGUGGUCCCCUACCCAGGGAAACGUGUGACUCUCAAAGGCGCAGACACUCUCAAGCACUUCGUCUUCGUCGUCCCCCCAACUGAAGAGCCUGCGGGGUCAGAGGAGAAAAAAGAAGGAGAGACUGACGUUGAUGUUGCCCUCUCAACCCUGGCAGUGAAGGAGGAACAGAUCACCCCACCCAGGAGCAGGCAGAGGCAGAAAGAGAAAACAGAGCAAGCCCGGGAAAGUCAAAAGGAUAAGCGUCGUACGGCCGUUGUCAAGAAGGGCAUUCAGGGAAUUCCUUCUGGAACCAUGGCCCCUUUGUCAGACUUGGAUCAGAGCACCUUCAUUGGUGAACCUUCACAGGAAAAAAUCACCAGGCUGAACAACUUCCGCUGGAUCGUGCCAGCCAACGGGGAGGUUACACUUCGGGUUCACUUCUCCUCCACUGAGACUGGCAACUAUGACCAGACACUGAAUUUUGAAGUCCUGGGAACACAUCGCCUGUAUCAAGUUUAUUGCCGAGGCAUCUGCACUUAUCCCACAAUCAGCCGAGACCCCAAAGUGGUGUUCCUCCACCGAAAGAAAGAGAUAAAGCCUGAUGAGAUCGUCUUUAAGAAGUAUAUAAUGAGUUUGGAGAUGUUUCAGUUUGGCCCAUUGCUCUGUGGAAAAUCAAGAGAUAAGUAUAAGGCAGUUCAGUACCCCAACAACAUGGAGAAGUUAACUAUCCUGAACAAUUCUUCAGUGGAUGUGGAAGUCUUCUUCUUUUUCCAGCACGACGCCAAAGCAAAUACUUACCUCCUGGACCCCCCUACCAUGAAACUCAAACCAAAUCAGAAACAGGUCCUGAAGGUGUGGGCGUAUCCCACCAUGGUCGGCAUUUUUGAGGACAACAUCGUCUGCUGCAUCAAGGAGAACCCGGAGCCAACACUCUUCAAAAUCUGCUGCCAGGGCGUGCGGCCAGAAUUGGAAUUGGAUCAAAAGCAGCUGCAUUUUGACAAACUGCUGCUCCACAGAAGGGACUCCAAGGUGAUUUUCUUGCGAAAUGGUACAAUGCUGCCGGUGGCCUGGAGGAUCAACAGCCUGGAGCAACUUGGCGAUGAUUUUUCUGUGUCUCAAAAGCAAGGCGUCAUUGCCCCUAAGGCUGAAUAUGGCCUGCAGCUGCAUUUCCAAGCCUCCAGGCCCCUCAACAUAAGGAAGACGAUUCGCCUAGAGGUUACCGACGUGGAAAAUAUUCUGGGAGUCGUUCAGAUCGAAAACAUUCAGAUCAUUGCCGAAGCUUAUGACGUUGCUUUGGACAUCAGUUUUCCCAAAGGGACUGAAGGGGGUUUGGAUUUUGGGAUUGUCAGAGUGAUGGAUGAAGCUAAGCAAAGUAUGUCAUUGAAGAAUAAAGGAAAAUAUGAAAUUGGGUACAGUUUUUCCCUGGAGUCUCUGGGACCCAACAUGCCCCAGGUAAACUCGAUCUUCUCCAUCCAGCCUGCGAAAGGUGUGCUGGCUCCAAGCGAUCGGCCAACUAAUAUCCAGGUUACCUUCCGUUCUCAAAAGGAAGUGAAAAUUGAGACCAGGCCUGUCAUAAAUUGCAAGGUUAUUGAGCCCAGUGUUGUCCAAGGAGGUGAGGUUAUUGCCAUCAUUCCAGUGAAAAUGUCUGUGAUUUCAGUGUUCUCCAAAUACUCCAUCAGCCCGGCUGAUACCAUCAACUUUGGAGCCAUGAUCAGUGGCAGUCGAAAAAGUGCCAAUUUCAUUAUUGAGAACACAGGUUUCCUUGAUUUUAAGUUCAUCAUCUGCAGAAUGAUUCAGGAUUUUCCCUUGCUGCAGAAAAAAGGGGGAUCUGUUAAGCACACCCGUUCGCGGGAAGGUGACAAUUUCAGCAAGUCCUCCAGUGGAAAACCAGUCAAACAUACCGACUCCUCACAGAAAGAGGUGACUCUCGUUGGCCAGGCUCGCUUCACCGUGGGAAUGUUCACCAUUUAUCCUGGAUUUGGAUCCAUCCCUUCAGGAGGACAGCAGGUCAUCACAGUAGAUUGUUUAGCUGACCCCAUCGGCCAAUGCGAAGAGUUCCUGACCAUUGAAGUCACAGAAAGGGAUCUGAAUGAUCCUCCCAAUGGCAUUCAGUACUCACUGAUAGCGGAAGCCUGCUUACCAGCUUUCGUGAUUGACGAUCCGAGGUCCAUUUUUGAGGAGCAUCGGAUCUGUAACAACAUCAACCUGUACCAGGUGCUGCCAAACACAGAAAGCGGAGGAGUGUUCGUGGAGGAUGAGAACAAGUUUAUCUUCAACAACGUCUUGGUCGGACAGCAGGGUAAAGCUCGGUUCAAAAUCAGCAACGUGGGGAAGAUUCCCUGCGACCUGAACAUUUCAGUCAAGCCUAUUUCCAGCAAGGCCAUUGCCCGGAUCAGUGAUGUCUUUGAGGUGGAACCCAGCAAGAUGUACAUUCCCAGUCGAUCCCACGGCUUUGCCACCGUGACCUUCACUCCUCAGACGAUGCAGAACUACCAGUGCGUCUUUGAUGCUUCAUUAGAAGGCUUGCCCAGCUUGCAUGCCAAGGCCCGAAACCUCAUGUUUGAUAUCACCGGAGAUGGGAACCUCCCCCGCGUGAGCAUCACGCGGCCCAUCAUUAGUAAUAAAAGAGGAAACCCCUUGCUGCUCUUCAGAAGACUCCGGCUGAGCCAUUCGGAAAAACUGCCUCUCAUCCUUAAGAACAACGGCACUAUUCCUGCCCAGGUGCAUAUUGAUCUGCUGGAUCAGUUUGGCGUCUUCUCCUUGAAAAACAGGCCCACAACCCAAUGCAUCUAUUUGGUAGAGGACACUGAGGCCAUGAAGGAAGCCAAGAAACCUCACUUAGCCUUCCUUAUCGUCCACCCUGGCGAUACUGCUGAAUUUGAUGUGUAUUUCAAACCCCGUCAAGCCCAGAAGCUGACUGGCACCAUUCUCUUGUCUGUGGUCGACAAUCAGUAUGAGGAAACCAGCAUUCAAAUGAUGGGAGAGGGCUAUGAGGAUGACAUCACCCUGGAUAACAUCCAUGGUUUGGUAGCCCAGAGCAACCUAAAGGACCAGGAAGGAAAUCUUUUGGAGAACAUGUUGGAAGCUUCCCAUGUAGAUCACAUCCAGUUUGGGGACUGUCACAUCAGCAACACCUAUCAAGUGACCUUCACAAUUACCAACCAUAGUCAAGCGGAUGCAAUCCGGUUCGAAUGGCCUAUUGUACCUCCACUUCAGUUCUCCCCACAGGUUGGCCACCUCCACGCCAGCUGUGCCAAGGACAUUGCCUUAACCUUGAAAUCGGAUGUGACUACUGUCCUAAAAAAGAUGGUGGUCAAGUGUAAGGUGUCCAAAAUCACCUUCCAGCUGCCUGCUGACCAGGUCCCAGACUGGGAUGACUGCAUGCGUGUUGUCAAGUGGGUGGACUCGGGGAAGAACCCCUUCUCCAGCCUCCCAAUGAAGAAGAAAAUAAUAGAGACAGAUCCUGAGCCCACCCACACUCUCCUAGAAGACAGUUCCCGAGAGCUGGAGCUGCAGAUCAGUGCGGUUGUGGACUACACCACAUUCAAGUGUGAAAUGGAAAACGUGCAGUUCAAGGAGACACUGCUCUUCCAGACCAGAGUUUUUAAAUUUGAGAUGACCAAUACAGGAACUGUAAAGUUGGAGUACAGCUGGAUAGUGCUCACUGUGGAAGCUGGGAAGACUGUCAGCUUUGCCCAGCACCCAAAUCAAAAAGUGUCCCAGGCUAUGACAAGAAAUGUCCCAGCUCAUCAUCAAAACAGAAGCCAUUCCCUCGUGUCUGCAGGUUCUUCCUCUGCCCACCUGACCAAGGGGCUGUCCAGUCAAAGAACUAGCCAUGGAGGGAGCCUUUUUGAGAGCUCAUCAUCCCAAGGCAUCAGCAGUGAUUCGGUUCCUCCGUUUUCAGUGGAGCCUUCUACCGGAGUGAUCCCAUCUGGGAAUCAGCAGCUCUUCCAGAUUAAAUUUUCCCCCCUGGAAGUAGGAGAGUUUGAGAACCGUAUUUUCUGCCAGAUCCCUAACCUGAGUCCAGGAGAGGAAGGGCCAGUAAUGACUGUGAAAGGGCAGAGCCUCUUGCCCCUUUGCCAUUUCGACUUGAAAGCCUCAGACUACAUCAGUGGCCACCGGCGGAAUGCUGAGCUGCGAGGGACAAAGGGAGGAAGCCUGGAUCCCAAAACAAGGGUUAUCGAGUUCGCUGCUUUGGGAGUGGGAAGCAAAGACAGUCGGACCUUCACUAUUAUGAACCCCACCCGUUCGGCCUACUCCUUUAAGUGGAUCUGUGAAGAAACAGAGAGCCUUCUGAAUCCUCCGGCCUUUAUAUGCCUGUCAAAGAAGGGCCAAAUCCAACCUGAGAAGAAAGUUGAGAUUACAUUUCAGUUCAUCCCCCAUCAUUUGGACAUCACAGAAUCCCUCUGGACCUUCCUAAUCACCGAGCAUAACUAUUCAAUCCCUUUCCUGUUGGUGGGGAAAACCACUGAUCCUUUGAUAUCUCUGGACAGGGCACACUUCAACUAUAAUUCUCUCCUCAUUGGGCAUGAGGCUCGUGAAACAGUGUACCUGAUCAACAGUGAGAACCAAGCCUUCAACUUUGCUUUCCGUGAGCACUCUUGUUUUUCAGAAGGCUUCAGAAACAGCGUGACGGUGCAGCCUAUGGAAGGCUUGAUUCCACCUCUAACCAGGCUCCCUAUUACUAUCACCUUCACACCGAAACUGGAGGGAGAGGUGAACCUUAAUUUGGUCUGUGACAUAAAGAGGAAGGCCGAGCCCCUGACCUUAAAUGUCAAAGCCACGGGACACCAAGUGAAUGUGCUCGUCAAGUGCCGAGAACCCAAUGGCUCAGUAACCACCUUCAGUUUGCACCAAGCCAACAGCAUCAACUUUAAAGAGGUGGAAGUAAAUGAAUGUGUCCAAUGUGAGUUCACCAUUUUUAAUACUGGCAAGUUCAACUUCAACUUCUCAGGGGAAUUCUGCGGCCCCCAGACCCUGCAGCGCUAUUUUAGCUUCUUGCCCAGCAGUACAACAGUUGAAGCAGCCCAGAAUACACAAGCUGUACUUUCUUUCCACCCGCUGAAGCACUGCAUCCUGAAGGACAUGGAACUUCUGCUGAAGAUCAGUCAUGGCCCUUCAUAUACAUGCAAACUCCUUGGCUCAGCUGUAAUUCCCUGCCUCCAUUUCUCCUUCACCUGCCACAACUUUGGAAUCUGCUUCAUCUACUCUGCUGGAAUGCCCCCAUACCGACAAGUCCUUGAAAUCACUAACAGGGAGAAAAAAGCUGUAAGCCUAAGCUGCUUGUACACUAAUACAGCACACCUGGAAGUAGAUUUCCGGGCUGAACUGCUGCCGCCUGGAAAGAAACUGCAAGUCCCUAUCAUCUUCUACCCCCGAGACACUGUUCACUACCAGGAAUUUAUCCCGUUUGAAAUCAAUGGACUCUCUCAAUAUACCAUUGAGGUCCGAGGGAAAGGCAUUGAGAUGAAGGUUUCAGUCCUGGAACCGGCAAGCAAGAUCGUGAAGUUUGGAGCUCUAUUGUCUGGCCAAAGAGUGAAGAGAACGGUCACCAUUGUGAACCACAGCCUGGCUCCCCUAAGAUUUAACCUGACCCUCAUGCCCUCUAUUCCAGAGCUUCAAGAUGUCGGGGUCAUCACCCUGUCACCUUCCUCUGACCUGACUCUGAAGCCCAAAGAAGCCUGUAAGGUUGACGUCACCUUCUCCCCAAAGUUCCGCAUCCCGCCGUUCACAGAGGAGGUGCUCAUGGACUGCCUGGGGCUGUUACGCUCCCUCUUCGCCCUCCAGGGCUGCUGCCAGGCCCUGCAAGUCAGCUUGGACCAGGACUACAUCACCUUCGGAGCAGUGGUGUUUCAGACCCAAGCCACCCGUCAGUUCAUCGUGCAGAACACGGGAGACCUUGGCGCUGGGUUUAAAUGGGAUGCUCAGAAAUGCGCCCCCAAUUUCUCCAUCAGUCCUGUCGAAGGCUACAUCACCCCUGGAAUGACUGUUACUUUCGAAGUGACCUACCAUCCCACCGAGAUGGGCAAGGAUAAUCUUGCCGAAAACAUCACCUGUGCCAUCCAGGGAGCUCAGUCCCUAAAGCUCACCUUGUUUGGAGUGUGCGUGGGUGUCUCCGGGAUUAGAGAGACGGUGAAUUUCAGCUGCCAAGUGCGGGCGAAGCACACCCAGACCAUCCUCCUGUCCAACCGCAGCAGCCAGACGUGGACCCUGCAGCCCAUCUUUGAAGGCGAGCACUGGGAAGGGCCCGAGUUUGUCAUCUUGGAGGCCCACCAGCAAAACAAACCCUACGAGAUUACCUACAGACCCCUCACCGUGAACACAGAGAACCGCAAACACCAGGGCUCCCUCUUCUUCCCCCUCCCAGACGGGACUGGGUGGAUGUAUACACUGCAGGGGACUGCUGAGCCCCCCAAAUCUUUAGCAAACAUCUUACGAGAGAUUCCCUGCAAGACUUCCUACAUCGAGCUCUUACCCGUCACAAACUGGCUGAACAAACCCCAAAGGUUCCGGGUCAUCGUGGACAUGCUCAAGCCAGAAAAGCUGGACCUGAGCACCACCCUGAAAGGUCUGGACUAUAUCGAUGUGCUGGCCGCGUCCAAGAAAGACUACCAGCUCAACUUCUUCUCUUAUAAAGAGGGGUUAUUCAAUGCUAAGGUGACCUUCCGCAACGAGGAGACCCUAGAGUAUUUCUUCUACGUGGUGAGUUUCAAAGCCAUCCCGUCCGGAGCCAUGGGCACCAUUGAGAUGGUGAGCUUUGUUCGCCAGAGCGCCUCGUCCUCCGUGAAGGUCGAAAACCCCUUGCCCUACGCCGUGACCUUCUCUACGGACUGCAGAAUGUCAGACAUCAACUUGCCUUCGCAGUUUGUUGUUCCGGCUCAAUCCGAGGGUGUGCUUGUUUUUGAAUUCCAGCCACUAAAAGCUGGAGAGACCAGUGGGCGGUUGACCUUGCAGAACAACGAGCUGGGCAUCUACCAGUAUGAGCUCGCCCUGAAGGCCAUCGCGGCCCAGCCGGAGAAGCCCAUCUACUUCCGCGUCAUGCUGGGUGCCAGCCAGGGCAUGUAUGCCAAGUUCAUCAAUUACACCCGGCAAAAGGCCGAAUACAUCUGCAAGACGGACUCUCCGGAUUUCCACACGGAUAAGCUUGUCAACGCGGCUCCGGGGUCCCAAGGGGGCACCGAGGUCAGCUUGGAAGUCAUCUUCGAGCCCAGCCAGCUGGGCGAAUGCAGAAGCACUUUGACCCUCACCUCUCCCACCGGCGGGGAAUAUAUCAUCCCCCUCAUUGGUCUGGCCUUGCCCCCCAAGCCCCAGGGCCCCUUCCAGAUCAAAACGGGUUUCAGCACCACCAUCUCUUUCAAGAACGUUUUCCACCACACCACGGCCUUCUCCUUCAACGUGGAAAACCCAGCCUUCUCCGUCAAAGCCCCUGACUCCUUGCGUUCCAAAAAAUCCAGUAACAUCAUCAUCUCCUUUGAGGGGAAUCCCUCGGGCAGCAAAGCCCCGAUCACCAGCAAGCUGGUUGUGUCCUGUCCUCAUGCAUCUGGAACUGAAGCGGGGAUUAAGUGGAUCUAUUACCUCAGGGGGAUCACUCCAGAGAAGUAAUCAGGAUCAGCUGCACAGAAAUCAGCAAAACACCUUUCUUUCCUAAGCCUUUUGGGACAAUCAAGUCUUUUUGGUGGAAAGCAUCUCCUGGGACACUUUCUGCUUUCUGAUGCCUCCACUUUUUAGCAAAGAACCUCAAAAAUUGCACGAACCAAAGGACAGAAGCUUCAUCAAACUCACCUUUUGCAGAGAGAACCUCUCGGGUUUAGAUACAACACAAAUCUUCUUCCGAAAAAGGGGAAGAGAAGAGUCAACGGCGAAUUAGCCACCCAUUGUUUUAUCUUCGCUCAAUUGGCCGGGUUACCGACAUACGUCCAUAAUAAAUUUAGAAUCUGCGU